AACCAACUUCAUACCUUCAAUGAUGUGUGUAAUAAUGAGUCAUUAGUUUCAGACACAGAAACGUCAAUUGCAAAAGAGCUCGCAGACUGGCUUAUCAGCAACAAUGUAGUUGAGCACAUUUUUGGACCAAAUUUACAUAUUGAGAUCAUCAAACAGUGCCAAGUGAUUCUGAAUUUUCUUGCAGCUGAAGGGAGACUUAGUACUCAACAUAUAGACUGUAUCUGGGCUGCAGCACAGCUAAAGCAUUGCAGUCGUUACAUACAUGACUUGUUUCCUUCUUUGAUCAAAAACUUGGAUCCUGUCCCACUUAGACAUCUCCUUAACCUAGUCUCAACUCUUCAUCCAAGUGCUCACACUGAACAGACCUUGUAUUUGGCAUCAAUGCUUAUAAAAGCCCUGUGGAAUAAUGCACUAGCAGCUAAGGCUCAGCUGUCAAAACAAAGUUCUUUUGCAUCUUUGCUGAGUACCAAUCUACCCAUGGGAAACAAAAAAGAAGAAGAGGAGCUCAGAAGAGCAGCACCUUCACCUUGGUCACCAGCAGCAAGCCCUCAAAGUAGUGACAACAGUGACACCCAUCAGAGUGGGGGCAGCGAUAUUGAAAUGGAGGAGCAGCUCAUUAACAGAACAAAACAUGUACAGCAGAGGCUUUCAGAUACAGAGGAGUCCAUGCAAGGAAGCUCUGAUGAGACAGCCAACAGUGGUGAGGAUGGCAGUAGUGGUCCUGGUAGUAGCAGUGGCCACAGUGAUGGAUCCAGUAAUGAGGCCAACUCCAGUCACGCCAGCCAGUCUGCUGGAAGCCCUGGCAGCGAGGUGCAGUCCGAAGACAUUGCAGAUAUUGAAGCUCUCAAAGAGGAGGACGACGAAGAGGAAGAAGAUAGGAGUCAUAAUCCUCAGAAGAGCAGUAGGAGCACAGAUCUACGAAGCAGGAAGCUGGACUCACAAACAGGCAUUUGUCUGGGGGAUUCACAAGGGGCAUCGGAGAGGAGUGGUGCAAACAAUGGGGCAGGAAAGGACCAUGUUUUUAACGCGGACUCCGUGACGCCGGUGGAUAAUCGGAUUAGAAUGUUAGAUGCUUGUUCUCACACUGAGGAUGCAGAGCAUGAUAUAACAGGGGAGAUGAGCACUACUCACAUUUCACAAGGGUCUCAGGAUUCUUGUAUAACUCACACAGGGGACUUCCUUGGGGAAACUAUUGGAAAUGAAUUAUUUAACUGUCGGCAGUUCAUUGGGCCACAACAUCACCACCAUCACCACCACCACCACCAUCACCAUGACGGCCAUAUGGUUGAUGAUAUGCUAAGUGCAGAUGAUGUCAGCUGCAGUAGUUCCCAAGUCAGUGCAAAAUCAGAGAAAAAUAUGGCUGAUUUUGAUGGGGAAGAGUCUGGCUGUGAAGAAGAGCUUGUACAGAUUAAUUCACAUGCUGAGCUAACGUCUCAUCUUCAGCAGCACCUUCCUAACCUUGCCUCUAUCUAUCACGAACAUCUUAGUCAAGGACCAGCAGUUCAUAAACAUCAAUAUAAUAGUAAUGCGGUGACCGACAUUAAUUUGGAUAAUGUUUGUAAGAAAGGAAAUACUCUUUUGUGGGAUCUGGUCCAGGAUGAAGAUGCAAUUCAUCUCUCUGAAGGGUUAAUAAAUGAAGCAGAGAAGCUGCUCUGUUCUUUAGUGUGCUGGUUCACUGACAGACAGAUUCGAAUGAGAUUUAUUGAAGGCUGCUUAGAAAAUUUAGCAAACAACAGAUCAGUAGUAGUUUCACUUCGUCUUCUUCCAAAGCUGUUUGGUACGUUUCAACAAUUUGGGAGCAGCUAUGAUACACAUUGGAUAACAAUGUGGGCAGAAAAGGAACUUAAUAUGAUGAAACUUUUCUUUGACAAUUUGGUACACUACAUUCAGGCAGUCAGGGAAGGACGACACAAACAUGCAUUAUACAGCCACAGUGCAGAAGUUCAGGUUCGUCUCCAAUUCCUGACAUGUGUGUUUUCAACUCUAGGAUCACCAGAUCAUUUCAGGUUGAGUUUAGAACAAGUGGACAUACUGUGGCACUGCUUAGUAGAAGAUUCUGAAUGCUACGAUGAUGCACUACACUGGUUCUUAAAUCAAGUGCGAAGUAAAGAUCAACAUGCUAUGGGUAUGGAGACUUACAAGCAUCUUUUUUUGGAAAAGAUGCCACAACUGAAACCUGAAACUAUUAGUAUGACUGGCCUAAACCUCUUCCAGCAUUUGUGUAAUUUGGCUCGACUGGCUACGAGUGCAUAUGAUGGGGGCUCAAACUCUGAGUUGUGUGGCAUGGACCAGUUCUGGGGUAUUGCUUUAAGAGCACAGUCUGGUGACGUCAGUCGAGCAGCUAUCCAGUAUAUCAACUCUUACUAUAUCAAUGGUAAAACUGGUCUUGAAAAAGAACAGGAGUUUAUUAGCAAGUGUAUGGAGAGUCUGAUGAUAGCUUCUAGUAACCUUGAGCAAGACUCUCAUUCAAGCCUGACUAUUAUUGAAAGAGGACUCUUAAUGCUGAAGACACACCUGGAGGCUUUUAGGAGAAGGUUUGCAUAUCAUCUGAGGCAGUGGCAGAUUGAAGGCACUGGUAUCAGCAGUCACUUGAAAGCCUUGAGUGACAAACAGUCACUGCCACUGAGAAUCGUGUGUCAGCCAGCUGGGCUUCCUGACAAGAUGACUAUAGAAAUGUAUCCUAGUGAUCAGGUGGCUGAUCUACGGGCAGAAGUCACCCACUGGUAUGAAAAUUUACAGAAGGAGCAGAUAAACCAACAAGCACAGCUUCAGGAGUUUGGGCAAAGCAGCCGCAAAGGGGAUUUCCCUGGUGGCCUCAUGGGACCUGUGAGAAUGAUUUCAUCUGGGCAUGAACUGACAACUGAUUAUGAUGAAAAAACACUUCAUGAAUUGGGUUUUAAGGAUAUGCAGAUGGUGUUUGUAUCCCUGGGUGCACCAAGGAGAGAAAGGAAAGGUGAAGGUGUUCAGCUUCCAGCAUCCUGUCUACCUCCUCCUCAGAAGGACAACAUUCCCAUGCUUCUCCUCCUGCAAGAACCUCAUCUCACCACCCUUUUUGAUUUGUUAGAGAUGCUUGCUUCUUUUAAGCCUCCUUCUGGAGAAGUGGCUAUGGAAGACAGUGAGAGUGCAAGGUGUGAAGAGCUCCAUCUCCAUGCAGAAAACUUAUCCAGACGUGUCUGGGAACUGUUAAUGCUUCUGCCAACGUGCCCCAAUAUGUUGCAGGCAUUCCAGAAUAUUUCAGAUGAGCAGGGUAAUGAUGGCUUUAGCUGGAAGGAUCUUUUGCGAAUAAAAAGUGCCCAUAAGCUUUUGUAUGCUCUGGAAAUUAUUGAAGCUUUGGGAAAGCCCAACAGGAGAAUAAGACGUGAAUCUACGGGAAGUUAUAGUGAUCUUUACCCAGACUCAGAUGACUCGAGUGAAGAUCAAAUAGAAAAUAGUAAAAACACGUGGAGCUGCAAGUUUGUUGCUGCUGGAGGGCUCCAACAGUUACUAGAAAUUUUCAAUUCUGGAAUCUUAGAGCCUAAAGAACAGGAAUCCUGGACUGUGUGGCAGCUGGACUGUCUUGCUUGCUUGCUGAAGCUGAUAUGCCAGUUUGCAGUCGAUCCUUCAGAUCUGGAUUUGGCUUACCAUGAUGUCUUUGCAUGGUCUGGCGUAGCAGAGAGCCACAGGAAGAGAACGUGGCCAGGCAAAUCAAGGAAGACAGCAAGUGACCAUGUGAAGGGCCUUCACAUUCCUCGUUUAACAGAGGUGUUUCUUGUACUUGUCCAGGGAACCAGUUUGAUUCAGCGACUUAUGUCAGUUGCUUAUACAUAUGACAACUUGGCACCUAGGGUGUUGAAAGCUCAGUCUGAUCACAGAUCAAGACAUGAAGUCACUCAUUAUUCAAUGUGGCUCCUGGUGAGUUGGGCUCACUGCUGUUCCUUGGUGAAAUCCAGUCUGGCAGACAGUGAUCAUCUGCAAGACUGGCUAAAGAAACUUACCCUUCUUACUCCAGAGACUGCUGUUCGCCAUGAGUCCUGCAAUGGUUUAUACAAGUUGUCUCUCUCUGGACUGGAUGGGGGAGACUCCAUUAAUCGCUCCUUUCUGCUGCUGGCUGCAUCCACCUUGUUAAAAUUUCUCCCUGAUGCUCAAGCUCUGAAACCAAUCCGGAUAGAGGAUUAUGAAGAGGAAACAGUGCUGCGACCAGGUUGCAAGGAAUAUUUUUGGCUGCUGUGCAAACUGAUUGAUAACAUACAUGUCAAAGAUGCAAGUCAGACGACACUCCUUGAUUUAGAUGCACUAGCCAGACAUCUUGCUGACUGCAUUCGGAGCAGAGAAAUCCUUGACCACCAGGAUGGUAAUGUAGAAGAUGACGGACUUACCGGGCUGCUUCGUCUUGCAACGAGCGUCAUUAAGCACAAACCACCCUUUAAAUUUUCUCGGGAAGGCCAGGAGUUUCUGAGAGACAUCUUCAAUCUUCUGUUCUUGCUGCCAAGUUUGAAAGACAGACAACAGCCAAAAUGCAAGUCACAUUCUUCAAGGGCUGCUGCUUACGACUUGUUGGUAGAAAUGGUGAAAGGAUCCGUGGAAAACUACAGGCUGCUCCACAACUGGGUUAUGGCACAACAUAUGCAGUCUUCCCAUGCACCCUACAAGUGGGAUUAUUGGCCACAUGAUGACGUUCGUGCUGAGUGUAGAUUUGUAGGUCUAACUAAUCUUGGAGCAACAUGUUACUUGGCAUCCACUAUUCAGCAGCUCUACAUGAUACCGGAGGCCAGACAAGCAAUCUUCACUGCAAAGUAUUCUGAAGAUAUGAAACACAAGACCACUCUACUAGAACUCCAGAAAAUGUUUACAUACUUGAUGGAAAGUGAAUGCAAGGCAUACAAUCCAAGGCCUUUCUGUAAAACCUAUACUAUGGAUAAGCAGCCACUGAACACUGGAGAGCAGAAAGAUAUGACCGAGUUCUUCACUGACCUAAUAACAAAAAUAGAAGAAAUGUCUCCAGAACUGAAAAAUACAGUGAAAAGUUUGUUUGGAGGUGUUAUCACAAACAAUGUUGUGUCUUUGGACUGUGAGCAUGUAAGUCAGACUGCAGAAGAGUUCUAUACAGUAAGAUGCCAGGUGGCAGAUAUGAAGAAUAUUUAUGAAUCUCUUGAUGAAGUAACUAUUAAAGAUACCUUGGAAGGUGACAACAUGUAUACAUGUUCUCAUUGUGGGAAGAAAGUGCGGGCUGAAAAAAGGGCAUGUUUUAAGAAACUACCUCGUAUCUUAAGCUUCAACACAAUGAGAUAUACAUUUAAUAUGGUAACCAUGAUGAAGGAGAAAGUCAAUACACAUUUUUCAUUCCCUUUACGUUUGGAUAUGACACCUUACACUGAGGAUUUCCUCAUGGGAAAAAAUGACAGAAAAGAAGGUUUUAAGGAAGAUGGUGACUAUUUGAAAGAAACUGAAAGUUAUGAGUAUGAUCUGAUAGGCGUAACGGUUCAUACGGGAACAGCAGAUGGUGGCCAUUACUACAGCUUUAUCAGAGAUAUAGUCAAUCCCCACGCGUACAAAAACAACAAGUGGUAUCUUUUCAAUGAUGCUGAAGUGAAACCAUUUGAUUCUGCCCAGCUUGCUUCAGAAUGUUUUGGUGGAGAAAUGACUACAAAAACUUAUGAUUCUGUUACUGAUAAAUUUAUGGACUUCUCCUUUGAAAAGACACACAGCGCUUACAUGUUGUUUUAUAAACGGAUGGAGCCAGAGGAGGAAAAUGGCAAAGACUACAAAUUUGAUGUUUCAUCAGAAUUGCUGGAGUGGAUAUGGCAUGAUAACAUGCAGUUUCUUCAAGACAAGAACAUUUUUGAACAUACAUAUUUUGGGUUUAUGUGGCAGUUGUGUAGUAGCAUCCCAAGCACACUACCAGAUCCAAAAGCAGUUUCCCUGAUGACAGCAAAGUUAAGCACUUCCUUUGUACUAGAGACAUUUAUUCAUUCAAAGGAAAAGCCUACAAUGCUUCAGUGGAUUGAACUGUUAACAAAACAGUUUAAUAACAGUCAGGCAGCUUGUGAAUGGUUUUUGGAUCGUAUGGCUGAUGAUGAUUGGUGGCCAAUGCAGAUUCUAAUAAAGUGUCCCAAUCAGAUUGUGAGACAGAUGUUCCAGCGUUUGUGUAUCCACGUGAUACAGAGACUGAGGCCAGUGCAUGCACAUCUCUAUCUCCAGCCAGGAAUGGAAGACUGCUCGGAUGACAUGGAUGGGCCUGUGGAAGACAUCGGGAGCCGCUCGUGCGUGACGCGCUUUGUGAAGACGCUGCUGUCCAUCAUGGAGCACGGGGUCAAGCCUCACAGCAAACACCUCACCGAGUACUUCGCCUUCCUCUACGAGUUUGCCAAAAUGGGAGAGGAGGAGAGCCAGUUCUUGCUUUCGCUGCAAGCCAUAUCUACAAUGGUCCAUUUCUACAUGGGAACCAAAGGGCCUGAGAAUCCACAGGUUGAAGUACUUUCUGAGGAAGAAGGGGAGGAGGAGGAGGAGGAGGAAGAUAUACUUUCUUUAGCAGAAGAAAAAUACAGGCCUGCUGCACUUGAAAAGAUGAUUGCCCUGAUUGCUCUUCUAGUUGAACAGUCUCGCUCAGAAAGGCAUUUGACUUUGUCACAAAACGAUAUGGCAGCAUUAACAGGAGGAAAGGGAAUUCAUUUAAAUAAAACUGGUUUUCCUUUUUUAUUUCAACAUAUCCGUGACGGUAUCAACAUCAGGCAAACUUGCAAUCUCAUUUUCAGUUUGUGUCGAUACAAUAAUCGACUUGCAGAGCAUAUUGUGUCCAUGCUUUUCACAUCUAUAGCAAAGUUGACUCCUGAGGCAGCCAAUCCUUUUUUCAAAUUGCUGACCAUGCUGAUGGAAUUUGCUGGUGGACCUCCAGUUUUUGGAAUGCCACCCUUCGCUUCCUACAUUCUGCAGAGGAUAUGGGAGGUCAUUGAAUACAACCCAUCUCAGUGCCUGGACUGGCUGGCUGUGCAAACACCUCGAAAUAAACUAGCCCACAGCUGGGUGCUGCAAAAUAUGGAAAACUGGGUUGAACGUUUUCUUCUGGCACACAACUAUCCUAGAGUGAGAACUUCUGCAGCCUAUCUCUUGGUGUCGCUUAUUCCAAGCAAUUCCUUCCGUCAGAUGUUCCGAUCGACCCGCUCUCUGCACAUCCCUACACGCGACCUCCCGCUCAGUCCCGAUACCACAGUAGUUCUUCAUCAAGUCUACAAUGUGCUUCUUGGCCUUCUCUCAAGAGCUAAGCUAUAUGUUGAUGCUGCUGUUCAUGGCACCACAAAACUGGUGCCCUACUUCAGUUUCAUGACGUACUGUUUGAUCUCAAAAACUGAGAAACUCAUGUUUUCUACUUACUUCAUGGACUUGUGGAACCUUUUCCAGCCUAAGCUUUCGGAGCCGGCCAUAGCCACCAACCACAACAAGCAGGCUUUGCUGUCUUUCUGGUACAACGUGUGUGUCGACUGCCCGGAGAACGUGCGCCUUAUCGUCCAGAACCCCGUGGUGACCAAGAACAUUGCCUUCAACUACAUCCUGGCGGACCACGACGACCAGGACGUGGUGCUCUUCAACCGCGGGAUGCUGCCCGCCUACUACGGCAUCCUGCGCCUCUGCUGCGAGCAGUCCCCCGCCUUCACCAGGCAGCUGGCUUCUCACCAGAACAUCCAGUGGGCCUUUAAGAACCUCACGCCACAUGCCAGUCAGUACCCAGGAGCAGUAGAAGAGCUGUUUAACCUCAUGCAGCUGUUUGUAGCUCAGAGACCAGACAUGAGAGAGGAGGAAAUCGAAGACAUCAAGCAAUUUAAGAAAACCACCAUCAGCUGUUACCUGCGCUGCUUGGACGGCCGGUCGUGUUGGACUACUUUAAUAAGUGCCUUCAGAAUAUUAUUAGAAUCUGAUGAGGACAGACUUCUUGUUGUGUUUAAUAGAGGAUUGAUUCUGAUGACUGAGUCCUUUAACACGUUGCACAUGAUGUACCACGAGGCUACGGCUUGCCAUGUGACUGGAGACCUGGUAGAACUUCUGUCUAUUUUCCUUUCGGUUCUUAAGUCAACACGUCCGUAUCUUCAAAGAAAAGAUGUGAAGCAGGCUCUCAUUCAGUGGCAGGAGCGCAUUGAAUUUGCCCAUAAGCUCCUAACUCUGCUCAACUCCUACAGCCCUCCAGAGCUGAGGAACGCCUGCAUUGAUGUCCUCAAGGAGCUUGUACUUUUAAGUCCUCAUGAUUUCCUACAUACUCUGGUUCCAUUUCUACAGCACAAUCAUUGUACAUACCACCACAGUAAUAUCCCAAUGUCUCUUGGACCUUAUUUUCCAUGUCGUGAAAAUUUGAAAUUAAUAGGGGGAAAAAGCAAUAUCCGUCCUCCACGCCCUGAGCUUAACAUGUGCCUCUUGCCCACCAUGGUGGAAGCCAGCAAGGGCAAAGAUGAUGUUUACGAUCGCAUGCUGCUAGACUACUUCUUUUCUUAUCAUCAGUUCAUCCAUCUACUAUGCCGAGUUGCAAUCAACUGUGAAAAGUUUACUGAAACUUUAGUUAAAAUGAGUGUCCUAGUUGCAUAUGAAGGUUUGCCACUUCAUCUUGCGCUGUUCCCCAAGCUUUGGACUGAGCUUUGUCAGACUCAGUCCGCGAUGUCAAAGAACUGCGUAAAGCUCCUCUGUGAAGAUCCCGUUUUUGCAGAAUAUAUAAAAUGUAUUCUGAUGGAUGAAAGGACCUUUCUGAACAACAACGUUGUGUACACCUUUCUGACCCAUUUUCUUCUAAAGGUCCAAGGGCAGGUGUUUUCUGAAGCAAACUGUGCCAACUUAAUCAAUACUCUAAUUACAAAUCUAAUAAAUCAGUAUCAAAGCCUAGAAUCUGACUUCAGCAACCAGCGAGUUGAAAUUUCCAAAGCGAGCUCUACUCUGAAUGGGGACCUCCGAGCCCUUGCCUUGCUGCUUUCGGUGCACACUCCCAAACAGCUCAACUCGGCCCUGAUUCCAACUUUACAAGAGCUUUUAAACAAAUGUAGAACUUGUCAACAGCAGAGGAACUCAUUACAAGAGCAAGAAGCCAAAGAAAGAAAAACUAAAGACGACGAAGGAGCCACUCCUGUGAAGAGACGGCGGGUGAGCAGCGACGAGGAGCACACUGUGGACAGCUGCAUCAGCGACAUAAAAACUGAGCCCCGGGAGGCGAUGACCCCAACGAGCACCUCGGACAACGAGACACGGGACUCCUCCAUCAUCGACCCAGGCACGGAGCAAGACCCUCCUUCCCCCGAGAACAGUUCUGUCAAGGAGUACAGAAUGGAAGUUCCAUCUUCAUUUUCAGAAGACAUAAUGUUAGCCACGCGGUCACAGCACACGGAAGAGCAGUCGGGAAAUGGUAAAUUUGAGGAGUGCAAAGAAUUUAAAGACCUGCAGACUUCCAAGGAUUCCAUUGGAGCCGAGGAGGACUCGGAGUUUCCCUCCACGUCCAUUUCCGCGGUUUUAUCCGACCUCGCAGAUCUGAGAGGCUGCGACGGUCAAGCCUUACCAUCCCAGGACCCCGAGACUAGCUUAUCAAUCAGUUGUGGCCAUUCCAGAGGACUUUUUAGUCACAUGCAGCAGCAUGACAUUUUAGACAUCCUGUGCAGGACCAUUGAGUCUACGAUUCACGUGGUCACGAGGAUAUCUGGAAAAGGAAACCAAGCUGCUUCUUGACAUUAGAUGGAGCAUGUCUGCUUUUAAGUCUUUUUUAUUUUCUUUUAUCUUCCCCUCAAAAAACGCUGUUUGUAUAAGUUUUGCUUAUUUCUGUUUUGUGCUUCAGUUUGUCCAGUGCUCUCUGCUUGAAUGGCAAGAUAGAUUUAUAUGCUUAAUUCUUGGUCAGGCAGAACUCCAGAUUUUAUUUUUCUUUUUCUUUUCUUUUCUUUUUUUGUUUUGCAUCUACCGUACACUUUCUUAAAGGGCAAUCAAAUAAUGGAUAUGUUUUAUGUAAUUAAGAGUUCACUGUAGUGGCUUUCAUUUAAUAUGGCUGUCUGGGAGAACAGGGCCUCCUUGCCCUGUCUGAUGUAAUUUAAACUUAUGACAUUUUUACUGUGUAUAAUAUGGUGUCCUCUGUGCCAGUUUUGUACCUUAUAAUAGAGGCAGAUUGCCUCAGAUCGCUGUGGUUCUUAUUAUCAAAAUUAAGUUUACUUGUAUACUAAACAACCACAAGAAAUUUGAUUCUGUAAAGAAUCCUCUUUAGCUGUGGCCUGGCAGUAUAUAUAUGGUGCUUUAUUUAACAGAAUACCUGUGGAGGAAAUAAAGCACACUUGAUGUAAAAUUAAUUGUUUUAUUUUUAUUGACAUGAUCAAUUGCUAUUCUGUGCACUUCAUUAAACUGAUUGUGACUUUUCA
Molecule: messenger RNA, 10343 nt
Organism: Merops nubicus (carmine bee-eater)
Lineage: Eukaryota; Metazoa; Chordata; Aves; Coraciiformes; Meropidae
Gene: USP34
Product: ubiquitin specific peptidase 34
Biological process (GO): protein deubiquitination
Cellular component (GO): cytosol; nucleus
Molecular function (GO): cysteine-type endopeptidase activity; cysteine-type deubiquitinase activity
Source: RefSeq, a predicted model, not a curated record